Messenger RNA from Aspergillus terreus NIH2624, 447 nucleotides. RefSeq lists its product as uncharacterized. Lineage: Eukaryota; Fungi; Ascomycota; Eurotiomycetes; Eurotiales; Aspergillaceae. The transcript is spliced from 2 exons. The record is from RefSeq and is a predicted model, not a curated record. Bases 1 to 447 code for a protein of 148 amino acids.
AUGAUCGAGAAAGUCGAAUUCGACCCUCCCAACAUCCUCGCCGGCCGUGACAACCAUCUUCGUCGCCUAGCACACCAGCGUCACAUCCAGUCCGUCGCACCGCCCUUUGCCCUAGGUGCAAUCAUCACUCAGGCAGCGCACGGCUCCCCUCUCGACCCAAGAAGACACAUCACCUACUACUUGCGCGACGAGUACAACCGGCUCGUGGGCCCCAUCCACGUCCCCUUCAGCUACGAGGCGGAGGAGGCCCUGGUCGCGAGACUUGAGCGAGCUCGUUCUGCGUCUGCGGCUGCGGCUGGUACUGCUCCUGGUGAUACUACUUCGUCAUCUAGCGCGGAUGGAUCUCUAGCGUCGUCUCCUGCGUCGGCGAGUUCGCUGUCUAAUCGCAAUGAAUCUUCUUCUGUGUCUUCUGCUCCGAGUGCAGGUAUUCGUGGUCGUCGUCGGUAG